AUGGAUACGCUCUCAACAACCAUAGUUGACAAGACAAGAGUACAUUUCGCAAGGUUUUGCAUCCCACGUAUCUGUCAUACAGACAAUGGACCACAAUUUGUUGCCAGAGCAUACAAAGAAUUUUCAAAAGAGUACAACUUCCACCAUACAACAUCCUCACCAUACCAUCCACAAGGGAACGGCAGAGCAGAAGCAGCAGUGAAGCUUGUCAAAAAUAUGAUCAAGAAGACGGAUGAUUUUCAAGCGGCUCUAUUAAACUAUAGAAACACGCCUCAGAGAGGUCACUCUUAUUCCCCAGUUCAACGGAUGUUGUGUCGUCGCACCCGAACAAAAUUGCCAACCACAAACAAGGUUCUUGUUCCGAGAAUGAUAAACAGAACAAUGAUACAAGAGGAUUUAGAGCGUAAACGCAACACCAGUAAAACAUAUUAUGACGGAGCAGUGGGACCACAGCACAGCACCUUACGACCUGGUCAGUAUGCUUAUGCUAGACCACCUCCACAACGCCGUGGGAAACCGUGGAUUUAUGGGCAAUUUAUAAGUGAACAACCAUCACGGUCGUACAUGUUAAAAACACGCAAAGGGGUGAUAAGAAGGAAUCGUGUCCACAUCAUACCAACAACACCACUACUGACAGAUUCUGGACCUAUCUCUCAAAAAAAGGAGUCUUCAACGCAUAUGGAAACAACCCCUAUCAUUCUUCCAAGUAGACCACCUAAGAAGGAAAUAACGACAACACAAGAUAGACAAGAGCCAUCGACACCCACAGUAACACAUGAACCAUCAACGACCAUUCCAUCGCCUAUUCCACCAACGCCCAUUCCACAGCCCGAGUUGUCAAGAAGGCCAACCAGGACGAGAAGAAUGCCAGAGAGGUUGAAAGACUAUGUACUGAAUGGACUAGAACAAUUAUUAAGAUAA
Molecule: messenger RNA, 921 nt
Organism: Dendronephthya gigantea
Lineage: Eukaryota; Metazoa; Cnidaria; Anthozoa; Malacalcyonacea; Nephtheidae
Exons: 1
Coding region: 1-921 (306 amino acids)
Biological process (GO): DNA integration
Molecular function (GO): nucleic acid binding
Source: RefSeq, a predicted model, not a curated record